This is a messenger RNA of Morone saxatilis (striped sea-bass), 2326 nucleotides long. It is a transcript of the gene pigs, whose product is annotated as phosphatidylinositol glycan anchor biosynthesis, class S. The coding region runs from base 76 to 1764 and encodes 562 amino acids. The transcript has 12 exons. Gene Ontology annotation, biological process: attachment of GPI anchor to protein. Gene Ontology annotation, cellular component: GPI-anchor transamidase complex. The record is from RefSeq and is a predicted model, not a curated record. Lineage: Eukaryota; Metazoa; Chordata; Actinopteri; Moronidae.
AUGAAUCUCCCGAUGUGUCGGUCAUGUGACAUCUGACGGGGCGUGUUCAGAAAACAAACGCACCCACUGACAGAAAUGGCUACCACGGAAGUGGAGCGUAGGCGUGGCCAGCUUGCUGCUCUGUCCAUAGCAGCGGUGGUCAUCAUCGUGGGAGUCCCUCUGUGGUGGCGAACAACUGAAACGUACCGCGCCUGGUUGCCUGUCAGUCAGAUAAAUGAGUUGGCCAAUCUACAGCUUCAGUUGAGUGCUGAUGUGGAGGUUGUGUUUGCACGUGGAACUGUGACGCCAGAACAGCAGAAGAAGUUCCCGCUGACGCAGACGCAGGAUGAGGAACACACAGUAGAUGAGGACACAGCUUUGAGAUACAGGUAUGAGACUAAGUACCGCACAGCUACAAUCAUGGAGGAGGAUGCCCUGAACCAGCCCACUGCUGCAGAGGCAGAUCUGUCUCUGCACACGCUCAGUGAGAGUCCGUGUGGCUCUUUGGUUGUGUAUGUGAUCCCAGAGUCAUCUACGCUGCUGCCGGAGGAUGUGGACGUGUAUAUCGGUCAGCGACGCACAGCACUGCUGCGUAUUGGCGCCCAGAUGAGAGUGGGCAGGACGCUAGAACAAUUGCUGGCUCACCUGGAGCCUCGGAUCAAACAGGUGCUGCAGGUGAUGUCUUUUAGCCACACCGACAUCACCGCCGCCCUCAGCGACAGAGUCCGCCUCAGCCCCGGCAACAAAGAGAGCGUCGCUGACAGUAUGAGGGCCUUUAAAUCCAGCCCAGGUUAUGAGAUAACAUUCAGUCUGUUGAACCCAGACCCAAAGUCACACCGAGUACACUGGGACAUAGAGGGUGCUGUACAGACCUACAUCCAACCUUUGCUUACAAAACUGGCCCCUUUGGCCAACUUUAGCAUCGACUCUCAGACCUUGUACUAUGCCAUGCUCGGUGUAAACCCACGCUAUGACAGCAGCCGCAGCGCCUACACACUCAACUCUGACAGCCUUGCGCAUGUCAUCAACCCUGUGGAGGCUCGACUGGGCUCAAAUGCUGCAUCUUCCAACCCGGUGUUGAAUUUCCUUCUGUACGUCCCGGACGCCCACCAUUCACCUCUUCACAUUCAUGACCACAAGAAACAGGAAGUGCUGUCUAAUGCGUUUCACUCUCCGCGCUGGGGUGGAAUUAUGGUCUAUAAUGUUAAUGGUUUCUAUGGACCAGAGGCUGUGCUCCCUGUUGACAUCAACAUCAACAUGGCCAAAGUCAUGGGAGUCUUCCUUGCACAGCUUCGGCUGUUGCUGGGCGUGCAGUCGUCUGCCCCUCCCCCUGGCUUCCUGGUGGCUCCGUGCAGCAGCACAGGACUAGCUGACUGGGAGCUGGACCGUCUCAUGUGGAGUCGGAGUGUGGAAAAUGUUGCAACAGCAACCACAACCAUCACCUCGCUGGCACAGCUGCUGGACCAGAUAGGAAACAUUGUUAUCAAUGACAACAUUGCUCAGCAGGUGUCCAGUGCCGUCACGUCUCUGCAGCUGGCUGUGGCCGAGUUGGAGGCUGGGAACCUCGGCUUUGCUCUGCAGUACAGUAAAGAGGCCAUCUUGGCAUCAGAGAGAGCAUUCUUUGACCCUUCGCUCCUGCAUCUGCUCUACUUUCCUGACGACCAGAAGUUUGCUAUCUACAUACCGCUCUUCCUGCCCAUGUGUGUGCCUAUUCUGUUGUCUCUGCUCAAAAUAGUGUCUGAGGCUAGACAGAGACGCAGAGAAAGGCAAGCCAAGAAGGACUGAGAAACACUUGAAGAGAAUAUGUGAUAAACUUGUGGUCUGAACAAAAACACAUUACGAACAAACAGUCAGGGGCCUUCACGUUUAGGUACAAAGGUUUGCAUGAAGAACGACUCAUUUGCAGCGUUAGGGUGUGGGGUAUACAAAUCACAAAUGCAUCGUUUUUUAUUGUUUUCAUGUAAGGGAUUGUGUUCAUUGUCAAAUUGUAAUGAAUGACUGUUGCGGGCUGUCUGACACUGUAUACGGGAAAGCUUGAAUUAUUUUAAAUGUGUACAAGUUUUAUAUUUGAAUUCCACUUUCUAUUCUAAGUUAUUAACAAAUAAAGACUAAAGUCGUAACUUACGUUUUUGCUCUGUGGUCAGCAAGAAAAUAAGAGUGCCUGAUUUUAUUAUUCAUUAUUUAGUCAAUUUGGCACUCAGAAAGCAAUGUUGCAAGUUGAGAGUGAAAGUCUGUUGUUGACCUCACAAAUAGUGGAUUGUUUGUCUUGCGAGACAAACCAAAGCAUUGGCGAAGUUUAAUGUAGUCAAGAUGCAUUUGUGUUUAUAUAAACACCUGGGUCACUGAC